Molecule: messenger RNA, 2898 nt
Organism: Condylura cristata (star-nosed mole)
Lineage: Eukaryota; Metazoa; Chordata; Mammalia; Eulipotyphla; Talpidae
Gene: DUSP7
Product: dual specificity phosphatase 7
Exons: 3
Coding region: 16-1275 (419 amino acids)
Biological process (GO): negative regulation of MAPK cascade; protein dephosphorylation
Cellular component (GO): cytosol; cytoplasm
Molecular function (GO): MAP kinase tyrosine/serine/threonine phosphatase activity; protein tyrosine/threonine phosphatase activity
Source: RefSeq, a predicted model, not a curated record
CCGCCCGCGCUCCCCAUGAAAAACCAGCUCCGCGGCCCCCCAGCGCGGGCGCACAUGUCGAACUCGGGGGCGUCGGCGGCUGUGGGCACCGGGGCGGGGUCGGAGCCCGGUGCGGGGUCCGGAUCUGGCUCGGGCACCGGGGCGGGCGCGGCGACGGGUGCGGGGGCCAUGCCCUGCAAGAGUGCUGAGUGGCUACAGGAGGAGCUGGAGGCGCGCGGCGGCGCGUCCCUGCUGCUGCUCGACUGCCGGCCGCACGAGCUCUUCGAGUCGUCGCACAUCGAGACGGCCAUCAACCUGGCCAUCCCGGGCCUCAUGCUGCGCCGCCUGCGCAAGGGCAACCUGCCCAUUCGCUCCAUCAUCCCCAACCAUGCUGACAAGGAGCGCUUUGCCACGCGCUGCAAGGCGGCUACUGUGCUGCUCUACGACGAGGCCACGGCCGAGUGGCAGCCAGAGCCUGGCGCUCCCGCCUCGGUGCUCGGCCUGCUUCUGCAGAAACUGCGCGACGACGGCUGCCAGGCCUACUACCUCCAAGGUGGUUUCAACAAGUUCCAGACAGAGUACUCAGAGCAUUGCGAGACCAACGUGGACAGUUCGUCCUCACCAAGUGGUUCACCGCCCACCUCAGUGCUGGGCCUGGGGGGCCUACGCAUUAGCUCUGACUGCUCGGACGGUGAGUCGGAUCGAGAGCUGCCCAGCAGUGCCACCGAGUCAGACGGCAGCCCUGUGCCAUCCAGCCAACCAGCCUUCCCCGUCCAGAUCCUGCCCUACCUCUACCUCGGCUGCGCCAAGGACUCCACCAACCUGGACGUGCUCGGCAAGUACGGCAUCAAGUAUAUCCUCAACGUUACGCCCAACCUGCCCAACGCCUUUGAGCACGGUGGCGAGUUCACCUACAAGCAGAUCCCCAUCUCUGACCACUGGAGCCAGAACCUCUCUCAGUUCUUCCCUGAGGCUAUCAGCUUCAUAGACGAGGCCCGCUCCAAGAAGUGUGGUGUUCUGGUGCACUGCCUGGCAGGUAUCAGCCGCUCAGUGACGGUCACCGUGGCCUACCUGAUGCAGAAGAUGAACCUGUCACUUAAUGACGCCUACGACUUUGUCAAGAGGAAAAAGUCCAACAUCUCACCCAACUUCAACUUUAUGGGGCAGCUGCUGGACUUCGAGCGGACGCUGGGGUUGAGUAGCCCGUGCGACAACCACACCCCCAGCGAGCAGCUCUACUUCUCCACGCCCACCAACCACAACCUGUUCCCGCUCAACACCCUCGAGUCCACGUGAGACCAGGGCCCCAGGGGCCAGGGUGCCAGCCCUCCACGGGGCCAGCAGGUGGGCCUGCACCUGCUGCAUCUGGCCUGAAGAAUGGAUGAAGGUCUCCCGGGCCCAGGGGCCGAGUUUCCCUCGCUCGGCAGGAUUUUCCAAGAGUCCGUGGCUCUCAGACAUGAGGCUUUGGGAAUCCAGCAGGCCUCAUCCUUGCCCCAGGACACUGCUUUCUGCUGAUGGCCCAGCCAGUUUGGCUGUUUUUUAAAGACACAUCCCCGGACCUGAGUUUACCUUUUUACUUUUGGCAGGUAAAUCCAAGCUCUCUGGGGCUCAGAGAGUGUUCAAGCUCUUCUUGAUUUUUUUUUUUUUAUGAGAAGUGUUAUUUUCAGGCUUCAUGCAACAGUGGAUUGUAUAAACCAGUAUUUCAUCCUUCUCUUGAUCUUACAGAAGAGAGAGAAGCAUUCUCAGUUUUGUUUUUCUUUCUAUUUCAAAGCAAUUUUUUUUAAUGGGAAAGACAAACCCCGUGUUGAUCUUGACCAAAUGCGUUUUGCACAUGUGCGAAGCCUCUGUUUUUGUCGCAGGCCCUUCGUGAAGGGGUGGCUUGCUGGUCUCCCAAUGUUGGACCCCCAGUCAUGCCCAGCUCCCCCCUUGCAACCUGACCCAGCACUGCAUUUGCCUGCGAUAGCUGCUGCAGGCUGUGACUGGCAGGCUGGAUGGUGGCCUUUUCAUUCUCUGCCCCCGCAGCCCCUCUGUGCUCCCUAUAGACUCCCUGAGGCCGGAGAUGGGAGGCCCUGCCAAGCAGUAGCAUUAGCCCUCUGGGCUCAGGCCCUAGGCGGGUCUGGGUCCUGGGCCCUUUACAAUACUACCCACUACUUCUGUCUCAUUUGCUCGCUGAAGUGGAGAGUGGAGACCCAGUGGCGGGGGAAGCUUUGGUGGUAGGGGCCUGGCGCUGCCUCCUGAGUUUCUCUGCCUGACUCUGGUAGUUUUGGCUCAGCUGCCAUUUGUGGCUGCCUCACCCGUGGAAGCCUGCCCUGCUCCCAUUUCCCGGGCCUUCUGCCCGGAAGCGCACGCCCUUUUCCAUCCUAGGGCAGGUGCAGGUAGGGCAAGGAUGGAUAAGUGAAAAGGGUGUGAGGCUGUGUCCACCCCACCCCACCCCACCCCCAGUAUCCACACAACAAGCCACGGAUUCCGUUACCUUCCUCCAGUUUUGUCCUUCCCCAGCCUCAGUUCUACCCAGGUGUCAGGACUGCAAGGGGGAGGGCCCCUGAGGGAGUUAGCACUCGCAUGUGAGCAAGGCCACGGAAACUCUGCCCCUCUGCAUCUUACCUCACAGGGGUUGUUUUCAGGGAUUCUUUAAGGCAAAGGAUUAAAAUCUUGCCACAGUUGAGAAAUUGACAAAAAGCUUCCAAGCUGUACACGGUUCUCUUUCUCUUUUUUACUUUUAAAAAGAAAAACCCGGAAAGACGCAUCAGAUUUGUGUAAAUGAGGGUAUGCCAAGAGGGUGGCCAGUUUUGCUUUAUGAUCUUAUGAAGGAAAAUUUGUGACCCUACAUACAAACACAGACACACACACACACACACACACAUAUCCCGAACCAGCAACGGGACUUUGUUUAUAUUGCAAAUAAAUAUUAUUUUUUCU